Messenger RNA from Helianthus annuus (common sunflower), 1541 nucleotides. RefSeq names its product protein DETOXIFICATION 25-like. Gene Ontology annotation, cellular component: membrane. The record is from RefSeq and is a predicted model, not a curated record. Gene Ontology annotation, biological process: xenobiotic detoxification by transmembrane export across the plasma membrane. The transcript is spliced from 8 exons. Lineage: Eukaryota; Viridiplantae; Streptophyta; Magnoliopsida; Asterales; Asteraceae. Gene Ontology annotation, molecular function: xenobiotic transmembrane transporter activity; antiporter activity. The coding region runs from base 1 to 1443 and encodes 480 amino acids.
AUGGAUGAUGGGAUUGAGACAACGCUUCUUCUUCGACACGAAGAAGAGGAGGAAGGCGACCUAACACAAAGAAUAUGGGAAGAAUCGAAAAAAAUAUGGAGGGUCGCGUUGCCGGCAGUCAUAUCAAGGGUUUGUGGAUUCGGAACUAUCAUUGUCACCCAAUCAUUUGUUGGACAUAUUAGUGGCAUAGAUCUUGCUGGCUAUUCACUUGUUCAAACGCUUAGUGUUCGAUUUGUCAACGGGAUACUUUUGGGAAUGUCGAGUGCAACGGAAACCCUUUGCGGACAAGCAUUUGGGGCUGGACAACACCACAUGAUGGGCAUUUACUUGCAACGAUCAUGGCUCGUAGAUUUCAUUACUUUGACAAUCUUGAUCCCAAUCUUCAUCUGUGGUACACAAAUUUUCAAACUUUUUGGGGAGGAAGAAUCAAUAGCAAACAGUGCUGGAUACCUAUCACUAUGGUUCAUUCCUUUCGUAUAUAACUUCGUUUUUAGCUUGACAAUGCAAACGUAUCUACAAGCGCAGUCAAAGAACAUGAUUAUUGCAUGGAUUUCGGCUUUUCAAUUUGCUAUCCAUAUACCUUUGUCACUGCUUCUCAUUUAUACGCUGAACAUGGGGAUCCCAGGUGCGAUGAUUGCAAUGUCGAUGUCAUCGUGGUUAGUUGUGAUUGGAGAAUUGGUAUAUAUUUUUGGAGGAUGGUGUCCGCAUUCAUGGAAAGGAUUUACAGUUGCUGCUUUUAAGGAUUUGUUGUCUGUCGUGAAGCUCUCAAUAUCCUCAGGUGUUAUGAUCUGCCUGGAGUUAUGGUACAAUGCUUUUCUAGUCUUACUUGCUGGAUACAUGGAAGACGCAGAGGUCGCGAUAUGCGCAUUCUCCAUUUGCCUGAGCCUUAAUAUAUGGGAGUGUAUGAUAUGCAUUGGUUUAUUAGGUGCUGCAUGUGUUCGAGUGGCAAAUGAAUUAGGGAGUGGAAACGCUAAAGCUGCAAAGUUCUCAGUAAAAGUUGUAGUCUGGACUUCGAUAAUGAUAGGCGUGUUCUUCUUUGUUCUUUGUUUGGUUUUUGGGGAAAAGGUUGCAUGCUUGUUUACAGAUGAUGAUAGAGUUGCAAAUGAAGUAUCCGAUCUUUCUUUGCUUCUUUCUUUAUCAAUUUUGUUCAAUAGCAUUGGUCCAGUACUCUCAGGGGUGGCAGUUGGAGCUGGAAUGCAGGGAGUCGUAGCAAUCGUUAACCUAGUUUGCUUCUAUUUGAUUGGUAUUCCAUUGGGAGUUUUGCUUGGAUAUUUUACGACUCUUGGAGUUAAGGGUAUAUGGAUCGGUAUGAUUGGUGGUGUUCUAGUGCAGACACUUGCACUUCUAUUUAUGACUUGGAGAACAAAUUGGGACGACCAGGUGAAGAAGGCUUCAGAGCGACUCAAUCGAUUUUACUUGGAGUCGAAUGAACAUCCGGAGUAAAAUACCAGUUGCGAAUCAUUUCCAUUAGUAUUAGGCUAACUUUUAAUUAGGUUGUGUGCUUAAUAAAUCCUAAUGUUCGUUGUCUCUGUUGCUUUGUG